Molecule: messenger RNA, 7655 nt
Organism: Fukomys damarensis (Damara mole-rat)
Lineage: Eukaryota; Metazoa; Chordata; Mammalia; Rodentia; Bathyergidae
Gene: Ssh1
Product: slingshot protein phosphatase 1
Exons: 14
Coding region: 115-3261 (1048 amino acids)
Biological process (GO): protein dephosphorylation; actin cytoskeleton organization; negative regulation of actin filament polymerization
Cellular component (GO): cytoplasm
Molecular function (GO): actin binding; protein tyrosine/serine/threonine phosphatase activity
Source: RefSeq, a predicted model, not a curated record
GUCCUGGAGGGACUCACCAGCCUCCUCCUUGCCAUCAUGGGUCCUGUGGAAAGUGGCUGGCCGGAGCUCCAUAGGCGCGGAACAGGGGAUGUUGAGAUGUGAAAUCCAGCAAUCAUGAACCUUGUCUAUUUUUCUGACUUCUGCAUCUUCCUUCAGCCAGCUCGCUACCUCUGCCCUUCAGAAGUUUCCAGCUCAAAUUAUUUAAGUGAGAGCUUUUUCAUGGUGAAAGGAGCAGCCCUCUUCUUACAACAGGGAAAUAGCCCUCAGGGCCAGCGGAGUCUUCAGCAUCCCCACAAGCAUGCAGGCGACCUGCCCCAACAUCUGCAAGUAAUGAUCAACCUUCUGCGCUGUGAAGACAGAAUCAAGCUGGCCGUGCGCUUAGAGAGUGCCUGGGCAGAUCGCGUCCGCUACAUGGUGGUGGUGUACAGCAGCGGGCGCCAAGACACCGAGGAGAGUAUCUUGCUGGGAGUUGACUUCUCCAGUAAAGAAAGUAAGAGCUGCACCAUCGGGAUGGUUCUCCGACUAUGGAGUGACACGAAGAUCCACCUUGAUGGAGAUGGUGGGUUCAGUGUGAGCACAGCAGGAAGGAUGCACAUAUUUAAACCCGUAUCUGUCCAGGCCAUGUGGUCUGCCCUGCAGGUGCUUCACAAGGCCUGCGAGGUGGCUCGAAGGCACAACUACUUUCCUGGCGGUGUGGCACUCAUCUGGGCCACCUACUACGAGAGCUGCAUUGGCUCGGAACAGAGCUGCAUCAACGAGUGGAAUGCCAUGCAGGACCUGGAGUCCACGCGGCCUGACUCCCCGGCCCUCUUUGUUGACAAGCCAACCGAGGGCGAAAGGACUGAGCGUCUCAUAAAAGCCAAACUCCGAAGCAUUAUGAUGAGCCAGGAUCUCGAAAAUGUGACCUCCAAAGAAAUUCGUAAUGAAUUAGAAAAACAGAUGAACUGUAACUUGAAAGAAUUCAAGGAAUUCAUAGACAAUGAGAUGCUGCUUAUCUUGGGACAGAUGGACAAGCCCUCCCUUAUCUUCGAUCACCUUUAUCUCGGUUCUGAAUGGAAUGCAUCCAAUCUGGAGGAGCUGCAGGGCUCAGGGGUUGACUACAUUUUAAAUGUCACUAGAGAAAUAGACAAUUUUUUUCCUGGCUUGUUUGCAUAUCACAACAUCCGCGUCUAUGAUGAAGAGACCACAGACCUUCUUGCCCACUGGAAUGAAGCUUAUCAUUUUAUAAAUAAAGCAAAGAGGAACCAUUCCAAGUGCCUGGUCCAUUGCAAGAUGGGUGUCAGCCGGUCUGCGUCCACGGUCAUCGCCUAUGCGAUGAAGGAAUUUGGCUGGCCCCUGGAGAAAGCAUAUAACUACGUGAAGCAGAAGCGCAGCAUCGCACGGCCCAACGCAGGCUUUAUGAGGCAGCUGUCUGAGUAUGAAGGCAUCUUGGACGCAAGCAAACAGCGGCACAACAAACUCUGGCGCCAGCACACAGAGAGCAGCCUCCAGCCACCUGUGGAUGAUCCAGCGGAGCCCAGUGACUUCUUGCCAGAGACCCUGGACAGCUCCCCAGAUGCCCGGCCACCCUGCUCGGGUGAUGCUUCCCACCCUGGGCUUCCAGGAAGUCCAGCCCCGGGAGGGGCCACUCUCCCCUGCUGUUUCCGGAGACUCUCGGACCCCCUCCUCCCUUCCCCCGACCAUGACCCGGGCAGCCUGGUCCACCUGCAGGACCUUGAGAAGGAUGCUCUGUUGGAGGAUGCGGCUCAGCCAGCAGAGGUGCUCAAGCUGGCCAGGCGAGCCCAGGAAGGUGCUGGACUCUGUGAGAAGGACGUGAAGAAGAGACUCGAGUUUGGGAGCCCCAGAGCCCACAGUGGCUCCCCGCCACAGGUGGAGGAGAUGGAAAGAGAAGAGAGCCCAAGAUCAGGGAGGUGGACACAGUCCCCAACCCAGCCUGACAGAAGCCCACUCAACCGGGAAAACCUCAAUAACAACAACAGCAAGAGGAGCUGCCCAGAUGACUUUGAGCAUGAUGCCAUGUUUGGAAUUCUCACCAAAGUCAAGCCUUCUUACAAAUCCUGCACUGAUUGCAUGUAUCCUACAGCCAGCAGGGCUACUGAGGCCUUCAGGGAGAAAAGUGAGGACCCCAGCGUUCCUGCCAUUUGCACCCAGCCAGCCUUCCUGCCUCACAUCACAUCUUCCCCUGUGGCCCACAUGUCCAGCAGGUCCCGCACUCUGGAGAAGCCAGCCUCUGGCUCAGCCGACAUGCCCCCACUGCUGUCACCAGCAGCCUCAAGGAGACCAGAGAGCAGUGGCAGUGUAGCUGGGGCUGCACCAGAGCCACCACCUAGCUUCCCAGAACCUUCCAGAGAGACUCCGAAAGUCCUGCCCAAGUCGCUCCUGUUGAAGAAUUCUCACUGUGACAAGAACUCUUCCAGCAUGGAAGUGAAGGAAGACUUGUCACCCAAGAAGGAGCUGAAGCCAGCUAAGGACCUGAGGCUUCUGUUCAGUAAUGAGUCUGAGAAACCAACAACUAACAGCUACCUGAUGCAGCACCAGGAGUCCAUCAUCCAGCUGCAGAAGGCAGGUCUGGUCCGCAAGCACACCAAAGAGCUGGAGAGGCUGAGGAAGCUGCCCGCAGACAUUGCGUUUGCCUCCAGGGAUGGUGCCACCAGCAGGCUGGAGGCCAGCAUCCCCGAGGAGAGCCAGGAGCUGGCCGCGCUCCAGGAGCCACAGCCCCCAGCUCUGCCUGGCCAGGCAGGGGGUGAUGAGAAAUUAGAGGCCGCCCCGCUACCUCUGCCAUUGGAAGGAGCCUUGCUGAAGAGCCCCCCUCCCUUCCUCUCUCGCCCGGACCAUACCAGUAACUUCUCCAAAGACUUCCUGAAGACCAUCUGCUACACCCCCACCUCCUCCUCCAUGAGCUCCAACCUGACUCGGAGCUCCAGCAGUGACAGCAUCCACAGUGUCCGCGGGAAGCCAGGUCUGGUGAAGCAGAGGACCCAGGAGAUUGAGACCCGGCUCCGCCUGGCAGGCCUCACUGUCUCCUCCCCACUCAAGCGCUCCCACUCUCUUGCCAAGCUGGGAAGCCUCAACUUUUCAACAGAAGAUCUGUCUAGUGAGGCCGAUGCGUCUACUACCGCCGACUCCCAGGAUGCCAAGUGCAGCAAAUCUUUCUUCUUGAACAAACCCCAGGCCUCCCAAAGGAACCCAGCUGCAACCUCCAACCCAUCAGGGAAAUCUGCCCUGGAAAACUUGAAAAGCCCCCUGAUGAGCAAAAGCUGACCCUCCCUCUGCUUCACUGGAUUUACAUUUUCAUACAGUCCCUCCCUUAGUUUCACUGUGGAUUCUAAUCCAUCCCUCACAUCUUGAUUUGUCUUCAACAACCAAAGUCACCCAAGCUUUUCUCCCUCUUGCCAUAGGAGGAGAAGAAACAAAAAUAAUUUGCAGCACAAGAAGAAGGGAGAAGUACCAGUGUGUGGCCUGGGAGAUCCAGGAACUGUCAGCUGGUAGACACACACCCUGUCCUGUUUUUGAGAAGAAUCAUGUAUUAACACAUACAGAUAGGCACACAUCCAGAACACUCCAUUUGCAACAUGCAAAAGAGUCAUAGUGGUGACAUCAUCGCCACAGCCCACAUUUCAUUCCAGCCUCUUAGGAAAACUCUGGGAUGGCAACAUGAGUCCUACCUCUGUUCUUGCUAUGCUCUUUGUUUUUAAAAUACAUAAUGACCAAGGCUUGUUCCAGGGAAUAAUGCUGUGUCAGAAAAAGUUUUUCCAAACAAAAGAUUUUUUUGUUUGUUUUGUUAGAACCCCAAAAGUGUCAAGACGUUCAGCUUGACUGCACCAAGCAGAUCACUGCUAGGUAAAGUCAGCAGACAGAUACAUCCAGCCUUGUUAAACUUGUGCUGUGCUAAGAGGCAGUUGGUUGCCUGUUCAGUUAGUCUUCUGCCCGGUUUCUGUUGUGACUGGGCGACGAGCUUUAGACCAGCACCCAAGCCAGAUGGAGGAAAUAUAUGUGAUGUUCUCAGUUGUUGCUAAUGGAGAAGCAUAUUGCACGCCUAGUAGGGGUCGACCAAAUCUGCUGCUGUACAGGGUGUGGUUGUAUUUAGGUUUGAGGAGCAGUGGAGUGGUGGCUCUGGGAUUGGAUUGUCCUGCCAGAAGCCCUGAUCCUCAGGCGCACUAGGUCCCAUCAACUGUUUGAAAGGCAAAAGGGAUUUUGGCAGGACCCUACUCCAGGAGCCACGCUGAACAUCUUCUCUGAGCGAAAUGAGACUGAUGAACAGCUUCGCAGAUGCUUACAGCUUCCUAUCUCUGCAGCUCUCCCCAGCGGCAGUGAUGCAGCGGAGGAGCUGGAGCCUAAGCCUCGGCUCUGGGUAGCACCUUGAAGAACCAGGUAAGCUCAGGGUCGCUUGCAGCUUGGGGCUCACCUCGUGUCUGUCAGCAAGGCUGGGUGUAAGAUAGUUUGAAGAAAGAAGCAGCUCUGUAGAAAGGCAGCAGGGCUUGAUUCGGGGCUCUGCAAACUAUGGUGUACAGCCCCUGUGGUCUAAGAAUGGUGUUUACAUUUUUAAAGAGUUAUAAGAAAGUAAAAUAAUACAGGACAGAGUCCAUGCAAAGCCUUAGAAUUUAUGGACAGGCCCUUUAUAGACCUUUGCUGCCUCUGGUCCUGCAGAAAGAAGGCAAUUUCAAAGGCCUCCUGUGUCUCAUGGAUACCUUGGGCCAACCCCCCCACAACCCAGCCUUGCCGACCCCUCCUUGGGCACAUACGUGAGAACACAGAAGCUUGCCCACAGUUCCGUCUUGCCCUCAGCUGGAUCAGCCCGAUUAGCUCAGUGAAACCAGAAAGUCUCCAGGGCUCAGCCAAGUUUGGAAAGCAGACGAAUGAGUUGCCAUCUUCCAUUGGCCAGAACUGGGCCCCCAAAGCAGCUGUUUUAAGAGAGCCCUCAGGCAGGGUCUUCAGAAAGAAGGCUAGUGCCUGUUUCAGCUAGUGCAGAGAGCUUGGGCAAACACCAUCUUCAAGAAUUUUUUCUCCCUGGCAUGAUUUUUUUUUGUACCAGGGAUCAAACUGGGGCCCUCCUGCAAGUGGCAGAACCACUGAGCCAAAUCCCUGGCCUGCUGGCAUGAUUUUUAAAAAAUACGUUACUUUAUUUUAUAGGAAUUUGUCUUCACACUAGUGUUAAUUUAAAUCACCUUAAAAGGGGAUUUUAUCUGCUUACUCCUGAAACCCUGUGGGAUAUCCCCUCUUCCUCAACCAACAAAAGUGUAUUUUCAAGAAACUUACCAAGUUCAUUUAUGUUUUGCCAAAUUAAAUUUCAUGUAGAUCAAUUUUUGUGUCAAAAUCUUUUAAAUUUGAUGAUAGGCUUCUGUUGACGUUUUCAACACAUUUGUGUAGAGUGCUAUAUUUUUGAAAACGUUAAUUUUGAAAGGUAAACUUUGUCUUGCUCAGUUAUAGAGUGGGGGUGAGGAAGAUGAUAAAUAUAAACAGGUCUUUGGCGACCGUCCCCAUUCCAUUUUAGAAGCACAGCUAGAUAUCUGCCAACAUCCAAGCAGACCAGGGCACCGGUCCCCAUCGCCAGAACAGAUGAAACUUUCUUGAUUUAUUGAUGGUUCGCACUCUGACCCAAAGGAGAAGAGGAAGAUUGUUCUUGGAGACUGGGAUCCAUUUCCUGUAAACAUACGGCAAUUUUAAAGUGUCACAUUGCGAGGCAAAAGCAUCCUGCUCAUCUCGCAGCACUUCGGCAGUGACAGAGUCAUACUGGUCAUCACGAGGAAAAGGUUUGUUCCUUAAGCUGUGCCAUAGCUUGGCUGCUGCUUUGUAUGGAACUUUAGGUGACAGGGAAAAUUCCAGAGAAUGCAUGAGACUGUCAUUGAUUUUGGCAACUGCCAUCCUCAUUGAUGCCUUUGUUGAUUUAAGGGAAAAGGAACAUUUUGUGAUCUGCCUGACACCCUGGGUAUUGGGCUGCUUUUCAUCUUCCUACCUGCCUUGAUUGAUACAGCCUGCCAGGAGUUAGACUGAACUUGGCUACAGCCUUGUCUUGCAUUGAUACAGAAGGUCAUCUUGUCAGGUUUUGUUAAGCAUAAGGGGGAAACUGAUCACAGAGAGGAAAGACCAGGCUGCCCUCUGACCAAAAUCUUGACAGUGCCUAGUUCCAUUUCUUCCUCUUACAGUUAUUUCAGCGAUCUCUAGCAAUGUCCCUCGUUGCACGAACUUUGUAAGCACGCAGAUUCUUUCUCUGUGCAUCCCCUUCCUCCUCAUGCCCUGUGCAGGACCCCUGCUUCUGGAGCAGCUCACUGUGGGGUAGCAGGCCUUCUCCACUGCGCCCUGUUGCUCAGUAGUGUAUGUUACUCACUGGGUACGCAGAGGCUGCAGUGUCCGCACCCCAUUCUUCUCCACCUGCUGUACCCACUCUCUGCAGCUCCAAAGUAUUCCAGUCAAUUCUGAAGCCCUCCGAUUCUGUCAUAGCCCAGAGGACGCCAUACAUGGACUUGCUCAUGAAUAGAAGAGACCUUCAGGGCAGUCUUGUACAGUACUUCUGCAACUUGUCUCAGGGCCCAAGGCUGUGAACUCCCCAGGACUGUUUCCCCUGCAGGAACAAAUACUGCAGCGUUUGGUUAAGAUCAUAUUAGGUAACUUAACCCAAGGCACCAGAAGGGAGGGGAAUCGCUUUCUGUUAGCUAAAAAUUCUUGGUACCAGAAGUCAUUCACCCAACCCUGCUAGUUAGCUGGCCAACUGGCAGCUGCCCCAACGCCCAAACUGGAGGGCAACCAUUUCACCUUUGGUAAGAGAGCUGUGUAGAUCAAGAGCUUGGUGACUUCUGGACAGCGCAAAGUCAGCUCACUUGUCCUGGUUCUACUUUCCACCUUCCUGCUAACAGUAAAGGCUAAAUGAAGGUCAUUCAUUUACUCCUGUGCACAGCCACUUACUUUGUUCCUGUGUGCUCUAUGUUGAACGUGUCCACUCUGCGUGUAUGUAUGUAUAUAUGCAUAUAUACAUUUUAUUAUAUGCAUUAUAUAUAUUUUGAGUAUACACAACUUGAAUCAAAUUAUCAUGUGCUUCAUUUUUGUCAUCCACACUCGUGCUGUGUCCCCCAAGCUACAAAGGAAUCCAUCCCCUAGACCCGUCUGGAGGGACACUGCCCAGUGCAGGCCCCAGGUCCAUCUGAAGUCCCAUGGCUGACCUGUUCCUAUUUGGUAGUCGGGCUGCACCUCCAUCCUUCAACCCCUCUGUGAACGUGGUGUCUUUUUAAUCAGACAGCCCAGCCUUUGCUGCCCUGAUCUGGGACUUGCUGCAUGAGAAGAUAGCUGCUCCUCCUUCUUUCCUACACUGAAAUUAUUGUUUUACAAUCGAGUGCCUUAAUAAUAGUUUACAAAUACUGUGUAUUUAUGCAAAACUGUAAAACAUCUUCAGAGAUUGGGGACUUUGUCUUCUCCACAGUGGUUGGUAUUAGGGCUUGAGUUUGUCCUUCUCCUUACUUGUGUUGAUUCUGCUAUGCAGUUUGACCUUGUGUGUCCACAACUACUCCAAGGAGCCUCUAGACACAGCACUGGUUGUUCCUGCAGGCCAGGCCACCAUUGCCCUACACGGCAUCCCUUGGUAGCCAAUGAAAAAACGCAGUUUGGUUUCCCAUCCAACUGGGGAGUGGUGCAGGCCUGGUGCCCCGCACCUCACCUGUCACCCA